AUUGUUUUGUUUUUCCAAUGUUUGCAUUUAUUUCUCCUCAUCACAAACCACAUUUCCUAUUCUGAUUCUAUGGCAUUGUGACAUCACAGUCUUGAUGAUCAUGUUACUCUUAAACUGCAGUGUCACUAAUUCCUUCCCACUGCUGCAGAAGCCUACAUGUUAAAAACUGAUCAGCUGUCAGAGAAGGUUCAGGUUCCUCUGUCUUUCUGCUAUAAUGUUUGUUUACAUUAAACAUGGAGAUAAUGAGCAGUUCUUUGUCAACACCAACUGUUCAGUUGUUUACCUAUUGAAGUAUAUAAGAACCAGAUUGGGACUAGCUGAAUCAGAUCUUAUAGAUCUGUAUGAUGAACAAGGGGUCAUGAAAUUACUCUUCCAGCCCCAGCAUUCAUAUGAGUCUGCAAGAGCACUGUUAGUGUCAAGAGAGUCGUUCACUGUUUGCAAUAUCAACCGUUCUUCUGAUGGGGCUUAUACCUCUGUCACACCACUACUGUCCAGUGUUGACUCUGCUCUAUUAGAGACACUGCGUUCUCAAAUGGACACUCUUGAGAGAACUCGCCUCCAGCAGCUUUAUAUUGUGGAGGCUCGUAGGGCUGAUUCAGAUGAAAGAAUGUCACAAGCCCCACCAACUAAAACUCAGACUAAAAAGCAAAGGAAGGCUUCACAAUUAAAUGGCCCAGAUAAAGAAGUCCAGCGCCACACUAAGGACCGGAAAACCAGGAGCUGAGCAGACCGCCACACAUCUGAGCAUUUAGGACAUGUGCUCAUUUUAUAAUGUUGAAUCUCAGUUUAAUUGGUUCAAAUUACAAAUAGAAAACAUUCAUCAGUGUUACUGUAUUCUUUUUUUAUUUUUUUAAUCACAACAGACCUACGUAUAUGAAUUAUAUAUCUUUAGGAAAGCUACUAUAUUGAUUUUAUAAAACAAAAAGCUC
This is a messenger RNA of Xyrauchen texanus (razorback sucker), 929 nucleotides long. RefSeq names its product chromosome 19 CXorf65 homolog (gene c19hxorf65). The transcript has 6 exons. Lineage: Eukaryota; Metazoa; Chordata; Actinopteri; Cypriniformes; Catostomidae. The record is from RefSeq and is a predicted model, not a curated record. The coding region runs from base 215 to 724 and encodes 169 amino acids.